Phragmites australis (common reed) is the source of this 3301-nucleotide messenger RNA. Its product is annotated as FT-interacting protein 1. The record is from RefSeq and is a predicted model, not a curated record. The transcript is spliced from 3 exons. The coding region runs from base 664 to 3096 and encodes 810 amino acids. Lineage: Eukaryota; Viridiplantae; Streptophyta; Magnoliopsida; Poales; Poaceae.
UCGAUCGAUCUGCCACUUUUGAUUUACCACUGACACCGUCUUUCAAUCGCCUUUCGACGCAUGAUCCAUCCAUUGGUCUUUAGAUCAUAGCCCUCUUUAAUCUCCUCUGAUCAGGAUCCCCUCUUGAUUGCCGGUGCCUUGCUUCUCAACUUGAAAGGGGCAAAGUGCUCAAUAAAGGUGAUCAGGCAGCUUCUUUCUGAAAGAACUCAGCUGCAGCUGAAGCUGAAGCGGAGCUUCAUAUCCCUUGCUCUCUGACAAAGGCACAGUACGGUUCGGCUAUCUUAGCUUGCUAGUGGCUUCGAUCAGGCAGGCCGCCGAUUGAUUCUGUCGACGUCUCUGGUAUACCUUCCUUCUCACCGGGGUCACCGCCGGCGCGCCCGCGGAGCAGGCUUUGCUUCCCUGUGACUCUGUGAGGCUUCCCACGAUCCCUCUGCAGCACGGCCACGGCCAUUUACCGCCAACACAUGCUUCUUUGUCCUUUGCAGUUGUAGUUGCUUGUACGCCUUGCAUGUGUGCCGAGCUUCUAGAUACCAUAUAAGUGCUCGCGCCAUUGUUACUGAACCGUAGUGUUGGACUUGCAACCCAGCUUCUGAAGUUCCUACAAUCCUUGGAACAGUUCGGAGCACGUACGUCGGUGCAAGGGUCAAGGGCUCAGUGGCGAGGAUGAGCGGGCACGGAGACCCACACCACGAGGACUUUCAGCUCAAGGACACGAACCCGCUGCUCGGCGAGCAAUGGCCCAAGGGCGCGGCAGGGCCGGCGCGUCCGUCCGGAGGCGGCGGCGGCGGGCUCGCCGGGUGGCUGGGCGUGGACAAGCCGUCGAGCACGUAUGACCUGGUUGAGCAGAUGUUCUUCCUCUACGUUCGCGUGGUGAAGGCCAAGGAACUCCCCCCGAACCCCAUCACCGGCGCGCCCAUGGACCCCUACGUCGAGGUCCGGCUCGGCAACUACAAGGGCACGACGCGGCACUACGACCGCCGCGCCAACCCGGAGUGGGACCGGGUGUUCGCCUUCUCCAAGUCCCGCGUCCAGUCCAACGUCCUUGAGGUGUUCCUCAAGGAUAGGGAGAUGCUCGGCCGCGACGACUACGUCGGAAAGGUGACGUUCGACCUCGCCGAGGUGCCCACGCGGGUGCCGCCCGACAGCCCACUGGCGCCGCAGUGGUACCGCCUCGAGGAGCGCCGAGGGGACGGCAAGGUGCGCGGGGAGCUCAUGCUCGCCGUCUGGAUCGGGACGCAGGCCGACGAGGCGUUCUCGGAGGCUUGGCACUCAGACGCCGCGGCAGUGCGCGGCGAGGGCGUGGCGAGCGUGCGGUCCAAGGCGUACGUGUCGCCCAAGCUGUGGUACCUCCGCGUCAACGUCAUAGAAGCGCAGGACGUGCAGCCGCAGCAGGCCCGCGGCCGCGCGCCUGAGGUGUUCGUCAAGGCGCAGGUGGGCAACCAGAUCCUCAAGACCUCCGUCGUGCCAGCGCCGACGCUGAACCCGCGGUGGAACGAGGACCUGUUGUUCGUCGUCGCCGAACCGUUCGAGGAGCAGCUGGUGCUGACGGUCGAGGACCGGGUGUCCCAACGCAAGGACGACCUCCUCGGCCGCGUCGCGUUGCCUCUCACACUCUUCGAGAAGCGGCUCGACCACCGCCCCUUCGUGCAGUCCCGGUGGUUCGACCUCGAGAAGUUCGGCGUCGGUGCCGCCAUCGAGGGUGAGACACGGCGGGAGCUCCGCUUCGCCAGCCGUGUCCACGUCCGCGCCUGCCUCGAGGGCGCCUACCACGUCAUGGACGAGUCCACCAUGUACAUCAGCGACACCCGCCCCACGGCGCGCCAACUCUGGAAGCCGCCCGUCGGAGUGCUCGAGGUCGGCAUCCUCGGCGCCGCUGGGUUGCAGCCCAUGAAGAACCGGGACGGCCGUGGUACCACCGACGCGUACUGCGUCGCCAAGUACGGCCAGAAGUGGGUGCGCACGCGCACCAUGAUCGGCACCUUCAGUCCCACGUGGAACGAGCAGUACACGUGGGAGGUGUUCGACCCUUGCACGGUCAUCACCAUCGGCGUCUUCGACAACUGCUACCUCGGCACCGGUAACGGCAACGGAAACGGCGGUGGCCCGCCGGCGAGAGACGCACGCAUCGGCAAGAUCCGCAUCCGCCUUUCGACACUGGAGACCGACCGCGUGUACACGCACGCAUACCCGCUGAUCGCGCUGCAGCAGUCGGGGGUCAAGAAGAUGGGCGAGCUUCGGCUUGCUGUGCGCUUCACCUGCCUCUCGCUCAUCAACAUGGUGCACCUCUACACGCAGCCGCUUCUCCCUAAGAUGCACUACUUGCACCCCUUCACUGUGACGCAGCUGGACGCGCUCCGGUACCAGGCCAUGGGCAUCGUGGCGGCGCGGUUGGGGCGCGCGGAGCCACCGCUGCGGCGGGAGGUCGUCGAAUACAUGCUCGACGUGGAGUCCCACAUGUGGAGCAUGCGGCGGAGCAAGGCCAACUUCUUCCGCGCCGUGUCACUCUUCUCCGGGGCGGCCGCCGCGGCGCGGUGGUUCAACGACGUGUGCCACUGGAAGAACGUGGCGACGACGGCGCUGGUGCACGUCCUCCUGCUCAUCCUCGUGUGGUACCCGGAGCUGAUCCUCCCCACCGUGUUCCUCUACAUGUUCAUGAUCGGGCUGUGGAACUACCGGCGGCGGCCGCGCCACCCGCCUCACAUGGACACCAAGAUGUCGUGGGCCGAGGCGGUGCACCCCGACGAGCUGGAUGAGGAGUUCGACACGUUCCCGACGUCGCGGCCCCAGGACAUGGUGUACAUGCGGUACGACCGGCUGCGGAGCGUGGCCGGGAGGAUACAGACGGUGGCGGGUGACAUGGCCACGCAGGGGGAGAGGCUGCAGUCGCUGCUCAGCUGGCGCGACCCGAGGGCGACGUGCCUGUUUGUCGUCUUUUGCCUCGUCACGGCCGUGGUGCUCUACGUCACGCCGUUCCGGGUGGUAGCGCUCGUCGCCGGGCUGUACGUGCUGCGGCACCCGCGGUUCCGGAGCAGGCUGCCCGCCGUGCCCAGCAACUUCUUCCGGCGGCUGCCGUCGCGCGCGGACAGCAUGCUCUGAACAACCCGUCGCGCGCGCGAGUCCUUCCGUUUUCAGAUUGCUCUGUUCAUCCAAAAAGAACGCUUGAUUUCGUUUCCUUUUUAAUUUUUUUUAGUGUGUAAGCUGCUAAGUUUCAGCGCCUUGAGAUUUGACGACGUUCGAGUGUAACUAUGUUUGUCUCAAGAAUAAGAAUGAGUGCGUGUUCGGAUUUCGGAAGCACAAGAAU